Onychomys torridus (southern grasshopper mouse) is the source of this 2548-nucleotide messenger RNA. It is a transcript of the gene Tmem196, whose product is annotated as transmembrane protein 196. The record is from RefSeq and is a predicted model, not a curated record. Bases 800 to 1348 code for a protein of 182 amino acids. Lineage: Eukaryota; Metazoa; Chordata; Mammalia; Rodentia; Cricetidae. The transcript is spliced from 4 exons.
GUUAGGUCCAGGGGCGGGGCAAAUAAGGGGUCAGCCAAGAGUAUUGGUCCAAGACCCACAAAUACAUCAGGAUUUUCCCUCCUCCGUCAGCUUCCUAAACCCCAAUGAGGUCAUAGCGAUGAGAGAGAAUCAGAUCAAGAGAGAGGGGGAGGAAGAGGAGGAGGACGGAGAAAAAAAACCCAGACGGAAAGAGGCCAUCAGACAAGGUCGCGUUUUCUGGCGAUACAGCAAGUGCAAGAAAUGUGGUGCUUAGCACCAUCUACCUGCUCUGCCUGGAGACCUAGGGAUUCACAGAAGCACUUUGCGAUGCCAGGAAAACAAAGGAGGGGAGACAAGAGGUCUGACGGAGAGGAGUUGUGAGCAGUCCCCCUUUAUCUCUAGGAAGCCAAGCUCUGUUCCUCCACUGGGAAAGAGGAGGGAGCCUGAGAGGUUUAGGAAGCUCCUGGGAGCGCAGAACACAGACGCAGCAGAACUCUGGACAGCGCCUUGAAGCUGCUAGGGCUCACAUCCAGUCUGCUCUUCAGUGACCGGCUCCCCUGUGCUGGCUUCUGGACUCCCACCCACCGCCGGCGGUUCCUGUGUGAAAGUGCCAGCCCUUUCUCCUCUGGCCUGGCCACGGAAAUGGUUCUCUGGUUCUGGAAAUCCAGACAUUUUGGAUAAUGUUUUGUUGGUGAAGAGAGAAAAGUUUGAGGAUUUGGACUGUGGUAGGGGGUGGAAGGGGCUAAGGAGGACUUUGGAAGAAAGAAGGUGGAUGAUUGGCUUCCUUCUCUGAGCUGGAAGGAAUGAUGACUCAAGGAGGAUGUGCACCAGCAGCCAGAUUAUUGGGAGCCUCUUGGUGCUCUCUGUGCUGGAGAUAGGGCUCGGGGUGUCCAGCGUGGCUGUGGGGGCAGUCAGCUUCAGCCUGGCCCUCCGAGAGCACACACCGCAGCUCGGAGACUCGUCCCCGGUAUGGAGCGGGGUGUGUUUUCUUCUUUGUGGCAUAUGUGGAAUACUGUGCGCCAAAAAAAAAUCAGGACUUGUUAUGAUCCUCUUUUCAGCCUGUUGUAUCUGUGGACUCAUUGGAGGCAUCCUGAAUUUUCAGUUUCUUCGGGCAGUCACAAAGAAGACCUCAUCCAUGUACCCACUGCACCUUGCUUCCAUGUCUUUGGCGUGUAUUGGCAUUGGGGGCUGUACUUUGUCCUCCUGGCUAACUUGUCGUCUAGCCAGCUAUGAGCAAAGGAGAAUGUUCUCGGAAAGGGAACAUUCCCUGCACCACUCUCAUGAAAUGGCUGAGAAAGAAAUGACAGACAACAUGAGCAAUGGAGGACCACAGCUGAUAAUUAAUGGAAGAGUACAAUCAAUGUUUUAAAGAACUGAACAUUUUUCAGGUUGUUUAUGGGGCAGGAGAGGCUGAAGGCCUGAGAGCUGCAGUUAAAAUGUUUCUUGGAUUUGCUGUUAUUUCUCCUGAGAAUCCACUAAAAUUUUCCCUUCUCAAUUUUUGCCUCAUUUAUCCUCCAGCCUUUUCUAUAGGGUGAAAACUUUCCAGGAACAUCAUAGGUUAGUCUUCUUAGCAGACUGAAACAUUUUUCUAAAGAAAACUCUUUCAGAACAAUAAAGAAUAGCAGUGAUAAAUACUGUAUACAAACAACAUUUGACUAGCAUGAACUUUAGAAUUGUAAUUGCAUAUUUAAUUAAUAGUUCAAAGGUAAACACAUCAAAAGCUAACAAUAACAUAUCGAUGUCUUUUUUUGAAAGACAAAUGACUUCAAGUAUGCUAAAAAUCAAAACCUCAGUAAUGCCUUGUAACAACAUUGCAAUUAAUUUCAAUUUGUGAAUGAACUAUAUUUCAUAGUUUAUUUGUAAAUUACAAAAUGCAUCAUCAAAUGUGAUUUUUUAGUGAAAAAUAUGAUUCUGUAUGAUAUUUUUGCACUUUUCCACAAGUGAAAAAUUAUAAGUGAUAUUAUGUAAGGAAAAUAAAUGUUUUCAUUAUGCUGUGCAGAUUGAUCUGCAUGUCCAUGAAUGAAUCUAAGAAUAAAGUAUGUGUUUAUACAUAGAUGUAUAUAUACUGUAUAUAGAAAAUACACACAGCAUAUAUUUAUAGCUACAUGAAUGUAAGUAGAUAAUAGGAAAAAAUUAUGAUGGUAUGGGUAUUCUAUCAGUUAUGGGAAGGCCAUUGCUCAAAGAUUUCUAAGCCUACAAAGUCACAUAGUUAAUUUCUAUUCUAUCUGUCCAUUUCCUUCUUUUUUCUUAAAUCUAUUGUGUGUAGAUAGUAUUAUGACUUACAUGUAUAGAACCAAGUGUCAUGAAUACUGAAGUAUAAAUAUAAAUUAUUUAGUUGUUGGGUAUUUUACUGUGAUUAUGCUAUUUUUGUAAAAGUAAUUGUUAAUAUUGAUUUAUAAAUAUCACUUCAGUCAUGUAAGUCUCUAUAAACAAAAAAUAUUAUUUAGGAUUAUUCUGGAUAUGAUUAUUUCAAAUAACUUUCAUCCAAAUUAAAUUGUAUAGAAAGGAAGAUGAUUUACCACUGCUGUGGAUAUCGCUCUGUAUAAAUAAAAUGCUUUUUGGCCAAUGG